This is a messenger RNA of Athalia rosae (coleseed sawfly), 1688 nucleotides long. RefSeq lists its product as uncharacterized. Lineage: Eukaryota; Metazoa; Arthropoda; Insecta; Hymenoptera; Athaliidae. Gene Ontology annotation, biological process: actin filament polymerization. Bases 153 to 1316 code for a protein of 387 amino acids. The transcript has 5 exons. The record is from RefSeq and is a predicted model, not a curated record. Gene Ontology annotation, molecular function: protein binding. Gene Ontology annotation, cellular component: cytoplasm; actin cytoskeleton.
GACAGCCGUAAGUCAAAGACGAUUGUUUAUCCAAGGUUUAUUCGUCACCCUGUAUACAGUAAAAUUGUACAGCGACUAGCAGAAAGCGGUAUAUGUAGCCGAAAGGCGAAAAUCCGAUUUGUAAAGACUGGGAAAAUUUUUGUUUGCCCGAGAUGUGGGCCCGUGCCCGUGUCAUUAUUUACGCACUUUAUUUUCUGGUUAUUCAAGUGAAGCUUAUUAAUUCGCGAACAUCCUGGCGACUUAAUGCUGCAGACAAGGUCGUCAAAGCUUCCGAGGUCUCUGCAACCGAGGAUCAAGACCCAAUUUUUGACAUUUUGGCAAGUACCAUUAACCUAGGGAAUGGUCAAGGAUGGAGCAAAACUGACUCCGAAGAUAAAAAUCAGAAGCUAGACAUAUUUUGCAAUGAUUGCAAAAACUUUAUCGGUGGAAGCUAUGAUCGACGGCUAUCGUCAUUUGCUUUGAUGGAUACACCAAAUGUGACCGAAACUUUUCCUCCAACAUCUCGAACCUCGGCAGAAAAGUUCACUUGCAAUUUGGUCCAGCGAUGUGAAGAGGGAAUCUUGGACUGUGGAAAACCUGUUAAUUUCACAUAUUAUGACAAUCUUGUUGGGGUUAUUAACAGAAAUAAGCAUCCUCUUGUGCCAGAACCCAAUGUUGCCCUAAUGUUCAGAAAGAAAGGUGCCAAAGUUACGGACAUCGACAUAGAUUUGCUUGAAAAACGAUUAAAAAAAGCUAAAAGAGAGAAACCAAAGUCUGUUCAACUCUACAAUCAAAUUGGUAAUUUUUGGCGUAUAAAGGGCAACGCACAACGCUCCAUAGAAUGCUUUAGACGGGCGUUAGCUGUUUACCCACACAAUGCUGAGGUAUUGUUGAAUUUGGCAAGAGUUUUAUUAGCUCUGCAAUAUCUUGACGAUGCUACCUACCUGGCGAGACGUUCGCUAGAGCUCCAACCACCUGAUCGUAAUGCAUGGGAACAGUAUCUCACCCUUGGCCAGAUAUUCAAGGCUUACGGUCACUUCCAAGAGGCAGCUGUACAUCUGCGACAUGCUUUGGAGUUGAAACCAGAUUUGAUGGAUGCGGCAGAAGCUUUAAAGGAAGUGGAAUCGUUGCCAGCAGCAAGUGUACAUGCUUACACGCUCCUAAUAAUUGUAUGCCUGGUUUUAGGAGUACUUUUGGUUGUUCUAAGUAGCGUUGAGUGUGAUGAAGAAUCCAGUCUAGCAUCAGAACAGCCUCAGAGAUCUGCGCGUCAUUUUAACAGGGCGCUAGCUAUGCGUAGUUUACGCCUCGGAGUAUCGAGGAAUAAACGUUGCGGAUAAUUUUUUGAAGUGUUGUGACUAUUAUGGUAAAACACCUUAUUGGUAGCCAUAAUAAUAUUAAUAAUAAUUUAACUCCCUAUUGAGUCUUCUUUUUAACAUUAUUUGUAUUGAUUACUUCGAUAACGUAUCAACUAUGCAGUUUAUUAUUAUUACUAUAUUGACAGACAUAAAUAUAUAUAAUGUAAUAGAAUAUAACAACAUUUCUAUUUUGCUACAGUGCUUCACGCCGUAAAUUGGACCCAACAUUAACUUGUCGGUACACAUAAAUAUAUUAUAUGUAUGAUAAUAGACCAUCUUGCGACGCACAGACUGUAUAGUUUUUACUCUUUGUCUCUUUGAAGUAAAUAUAUACCAUGGAAUGGAACUCAUCAA